AGUGUUCAUUUUGUUAAUUUGAGCCAUUUUAAAGAAUCUCCUUUUCUUCUAAAUUGAACAACGAAGCUCGGACAAACCAAGUCUGCCGGACUCAGGUGGCGCGUCUGUUGUCUCAAAUCUCUCUGUCUACGUCAUCCGACAGUAAUUCCGACAAUCCAAUCUAACUCAUACUCUCUGCCUAUCGGAUUUAGGUUCUGCGCGCCCAGUUACAAUGGCAUCUUCUUCAGACUCAUGGAUGAGGGAAUUCAGUGAAGCGUCAAAGCUUGCUGAUGACAUCAAUGGCAUGAUUUCUGAAAGAAGUUCUUUUCCCCCAUCCGGACCAGAAACACAACGUCAUUCAUCUGCAAUUAGAAGGAAGAUUACUAUCCUAGGAACCAGACUAGAUAGCUUGCAGUCUCUUUUGUCAAAGCUACCAAGCAAGCAGCCUAUAACAGAGAAGGAGAUGCACCGGCGUCAGGAUAUGCUUGCAAACCUGAAAUCAAAAGCCAACCAGAUGGCUUCCACAUUGAACAUGUCCAAUUUUGCUAAUAGAGACAGUUUAAUAGGACCAGAUAAAAAGCCAGCUGAUGUCAUGAGCAGAACAACCGGCUUGGAUAAUCACGGUCUUGUUGGCUUUCAAAGGCAAAUUAUGAAAGAACAAGAUGAGGGUCUUGAGAAAUUGGAGGAAACUGUAUUAAGUACAAAACAUAUUGCACUGGCAGUCAACGAGGAACUCAGCUUACAUACUAGACUCAUUGAUACUUUGGACGAACAUGUAGAAUCAACAGACUCGAGGCUACAGAGAGUGCAAAAGAGACUGGCAAUCCUGAACAAACGUACCAAGGGAGGUUGCUCCUGCAUGUGCUUGCUUUUCUCAGUUAUUGGAAUUGUGAUUCUGGCUGUUGUUGUUUGGGCGCUGAUCAAGUACUUGUAGUAUUACUUCUAAUAAUGAAUGGUAAACACAAUAACCUUUUCUUUAUCUCUGUUCACGUGUUGUUUGUGUGGGCCAGCCGGCCGUUUUUCAAUGUCAUUGCUCAGUCUGAUCCUUGUUUCCUGAAAGGCUUUGUCUCUGCAACGGUUAUGGCAUUUGUGAUUUUGUGUAACCGAAGAAAUCCUAUUUGUAAAUUGCAACUGGCCAAGUCUAGAGAAUAAAUGUUUUAUCAUCUUUGUGACUUU
Molecule: messenger RNA, 1155 nt
Organism: Nelumbo nucifera (sacred lotus)
Lineage: Eukaryota; Viridiplantae; Streptophyta; Magnoliopsida; Proteales; Nelumbonaceae
Product: syntaxin-52-like
Biological process (GO): intracellular protein transport; vesicle fusion
Cellular component (GO): endomembrane system; SNARE complex
Molecular function (GO): SNARE binding; SNAP receptor activity
Source: RefSeq, a predicted model, not a curated record